AUGUUAGUAUUCCCAUUAGAUUUACAGUUUUUUGCCCAAAAAAAAGGGGGUGGUUCAGCGGCUACUAAUCGUAGUCACGAUUCAAUUUCCAAGCGUCUGGGAGUGAAAAAGUUCGGGGGUGAAUAUGUGCGAAAAGGCAGCAUUAUUAUUCGCCAGCGCGGAACUAAAUAUAAAAAUGGCAAAGGGGUAUUUUUAGGUAAAGAUUACACGGUUCAUGCCGAAUAUGACGGAGUAAAUGGAGCCCAUGGAGCUCAAUUAUUAACCAUUCAGCAAUUACUCGGCCAUAGUAGUGUGCAAACCACCGAGAAAUACAUUCAGAAUGAUUUUGAAUAUGUUUAUGCGGAUUAUACCAACGAACCAGAAAGAUUAUACGAAAUCCCCGAAGAAAGACAAUUUGCGGCUAACUUUGGCGGUCAGGGCUUUAUCUUAGAAAAAGGUUCUGAAAUUAUUAGUGAUGGCAAACCUUUCUUUCAAUUAGGAGUCAUUAAAGAAGAUAGUGAAAGAGGAUUAAAAUAUUUCCGAGUUUACACGAUUGAUAAUUAUCAACACAUUAAUCCCCGUAAUCUGUAUGUCGAAUUAGUUUUAAAAGAGGAUUGA
Molecule: messenger RNA, 597 nt
Organism: Ambispora gerdemannii
Lineage: Eukaryota; Fungi; Glomeromycota; Glomeromycetes; Archaeosporales; Ambisporaceae
Source: the annotation of a GenBank genome assembly